GUUUCCUUGCUGCUUGUCGUGUGCGCUGGCUGUGAUAGGGAACAGCUUAGAGUUUUGCACCACACACCCACACCACUGCGGACGGGAGGCCUCUGCUGCGAUAUACUCAACGAGGUUAUCGACCAAGCGCAAGCCCUAUUGCGCGUGUUUGACUUGGAGACUGCUGGCCUUUUCGUCAACCUGCACUGGACUGGUCGCCUAAUUCUCGGCGCAAAGAGCACAUAGCACCCACGUAAUGGACCCGAACAAGGCCGUACCAGGCUAUCCCGCUGGACCUCCGGGCUACCCGCCCCAACCGGGCUACCCACCCCCGCCCGGCUACCCCUCGGCGCAAUCCUACGGGGGCCCACCCGGCUACCCCCCUCCUGGCCCCGGGUAUGGUGCCCCGCCGGCCUACCCCUCGCCCUACAGCGCCCCUCCUGGCUACCCGCCGCAGGGCCCGCCGCCGCCGCCUGGCUACCCCGGUGGUUACCCGCCCCCCGGCCCUCCCGGGGCGUACGCGCAGCCGGUGUACAUCCAGGGGCCCGGCCCCUCGGGUCCCUCCCACCACUACAACCAGCACCACGGCCACCACUCCGACGACAGCGCCAAGUGGUGCUGCGGCUUGGGCGCGCUGGCGGCGCUGUGCUGCUGCUGCCUCAUGCUGGACUAGAGCAGGACAUGCGGCCUGGUGUGGUGCGGCGCGGCGCGGGGCGAGGCGUGGCGGGCGGGCGCGUGGGCGAGCAAGCAGGAGCAGUGAAGGCGGGACGGCACGGGCCCCUGUACUGCACCAGGUACAGCUAGGUGCCUGAGUUGCGUCAACUGCGUAGCCUGCGCGUCGCUUGGCUGCUGGUCUUUACAGUUUACGGCAUAGUUACGAGCAUGAUGACGAUGUGCGCCCUCUGGAAGCGCCGGAGAAUGACGCGGUGACUGUGUGACCUACCUGUAUUGGACGAAGUGGCGACCACACACGUACGACAACGGGGUGUUUGUCUCAUACUGAUUGAUACUGUAUGCACAUCAUUGCUGCGAGUGUGUCUGUUUGUUUCUGGGUGGCUGCCCGGGGAAGUUUUGUCGUUUUGAGGGCUGGCUAGAUUGGGAGGCUUUGAACGUACCCGUAUAGUGGUGUGAAAACGCACAUGGUUUGAACGUCAGCCAGCAACAGUGCUUGCUGGCGGCUAAUUUGUGACCUAACCUGCUUACCAGCGCGCACGACGGACGACGCUGUACAACAUGCAAACCCUGAUGGAGCGAGAAGCCGGUCGGUGCCCCGGCCUUAAGGCACUGUUGGUGGUGGGUUCUGUAAUAACAUCCGUAA
Molecule: messenger RNA, 1297 nt
Organism: Chlamydomonas reinhardtii
Lineage: Eukaryota; Viridiplantae; Chlorophyta; Chlorophyceae; Chlamydomonadales; Chlamydomonadaceae
Exons: 5
Coding region: 236-652 (138 amino acids)
Source: RefSeq, a predicted model, not a curated record